Etheostoma cragini (Arkansas darter) is the source of this 771-nucleotide messenger RNA. Its product is annotated as prolactin-like. Bases 1 to 681 code for a protein of 226 amino acids. Gene Ontology annotation, molecular function: hormone activity. Gene Ontology annotation, biological process: positive regulation of receptor signaling pathway via JAK-STAT; response to nutrient levels. The record is from RefSeq and is a predicted model, not a curated record. NCBI's taxonomy places the organism in Eukaryota, Metazoa, Chordata, Actinopteri, Perciformes, Percidae. Gene Ontology annotation, cellular component: extracellular region. The transcript is spliced from 5 exons.
AUGGACAAGGUUUUGUUUGCUGUUCUUACACUAGUAUACAUGGAGCUUUCCAUGAGGGUUGUCACUGCCCCGAUCUGUGCCUAUAGACAGGCUGGAUGCCAUUCUCCUUCUCUGGCAGAUCUUUUUGAGAGGGUCAUACAACAGUCUUCAAGAAUGCAUGGCAUCUCCAGUGAUCUGCACUCUGAACUUGAGCAAUAUUUCUUUCCCAGGAUGAACGUCCUAGAAAAGUGCCGCACACAUGGCAUACUAACACCAGACGAUAAGGAGACUGCACAAAGGAUGAGGCGAGAACGACUGACAGAGGUGAUCCUGAGUCUGCUGGGGGCCUGGAGUGACCCGCUGUCUCAACUCCACUGUAGCAUGUCUCAGGAUCAGAAUCAAAACUUCACCCACCACAGCUACAGCAAGGCACUGGAGAUCAGUGAUAUGGUGCAGAAGCUGAGGGAGGGAAUGGCAAUAAUGGCUGAGAAGAUGAAGCUAUUGGGAGUUCUUGGUAACACUAUGGGGGACAUCUCUCCUGAGAGUUUAGUCCACUCUUCUGAACUUACCUUCUACAAACAAGGAGAACUCAACUCAUUGGACUAUCAUGACCUGCUAUACUGCUUCCGCAGAGACUCCAGCAAAGUCAAAAUGUAUCUCCGAAUCCUGAAAUGCACCAUCCUUCCUGGACUGGACUGUUAAUAGUGAUAGCAAAGCAGUCUACUUUAGUAUCUUCAAAAUUUGGCUGAAUAUAAAGGAGUCUAUGUUUUUCAUUUGCUUUGAGCCACAAAU